CCAAUCCCUCGUCGUCGUCGUCCUCCAGCCAGAAAACCAAACGCGGAAAAAGGAGGAGGAGAAGUGAAAAAGGUAAGAGGGCGGCCGCCGGCCGACGCGUCCUACCCCCCUCCCCCGGUCUCCGCGCCGCGGCUUGUGCGUCCGGAGGCUGGGCGCCAUGGAGGCGCUGUGGAAGCAGGCAUCUAGGCUCAAGGAGCAGGUCUCCCGCCAGGGUGUGUUUAAGCCGUUUGGAGCUGCCUAUGGAAAUUCAGAUAAUGCGUUUACAGAUGAAUCAGAAGUUAAUCUACACCAGAGGCUGGAAAAACUAUACCUAUCAACUCGUGCUGCUAAACAUUUUCAAAGGGACAUUGUGCGGGGUGUGGAGGGAUACAUAGUCACUGGAUCCAAACAAGUGGACAUAGGAAAUAAAUUGUCCGACGAUAGCCAGAAAUAUGGCACAGGAAACACAUGUACAAGUGGUAACACUUUAUCCAAGGCUGCUACAUAUUAUGGGAGGGCUCGUUCUAUGAUGGAAAAGGAACGUGGGAACAUGUUGAGAGCAUUUGGUACACAGGUGGCAGAGCCACUGCGAGCAAUGGUUAUGGGUGCACCUUUAGAAGAUGCUAGACAUCUAGCCCAGAGAUAUGACCGAAUGAGGCAAGAGGCUGAAGCCCAGGCUGUUGAAGUUUCAAGACGGCAAAACAGAGCGAGAGAAUCUGCUGCAAAUGGAGAAAUGUCAAAGCUAGAAGCUGCUGAAUACAAACUUGAAGAACUUAAGUCAAGCAUGGUGGGAUUAGGGAAGGAAGCUGUUGCAGCGAUGGCUGCCGUUGAGGCUCAACAGCAAAGAUUGACAUUACAACGCCUUAUUGCGAUGGUUGAAGCUGAAAGAGCAUACCAUCAGAAAGUUCUGGAAAUUCUUGACCACCUGGAACAAGAAAUGGUAUCUGAGCGUCAAAAGAUUGAAGCACCUCCGACCCCAUCAGAAGAAAGUUACAUGGCACAGCCACCACCAUCUUAUGACGAAGUCAAUGGCAUGUUUGCAUCCUCCUCUGUCGAUGAUUCAGUGACAUCUGUAGAUUUCUUCCUUGGAGAGGCCCUUGAUUCCUUCAAGGCUGAAAGUGAGUCUGAGCUUAACUUGUCGCUUGGAGACAUUGUUAUUGUCCGGAAGAUAUCAAGCAAUGGUUGGGCAGAAGGCGAAUGCAAGGGAAAAGCAGGAUGGUUCCCACAUGCUUAUAUCGAAAGACGAGAGCGAGUUCUAGCGAGCAAAGUUCCACAUAUUUUCUAGGGUCUUCGAGGAUGAAUGUGUGUAGUUUUGAUUUCACUUGUUGGAACAGUAUAUACGUCUUUGCUCCCACUUAAAGCUUCCACGUGAUGCUUUCUGAUUCAUGUGUAUAGACUACAUUUUGUGCUAUUGACAACUUUUUAGUCACAUGUCACAUCGGAUUUUUGACACUAAUUUGAAGUAUUAAACAUAGACUAAUAAAAAAACUAAUUUCA
This is a messenger RNA of Oryza brachyantha (malo sina), 1476 nucleotides long. RefSeq names its product SH3 domain-containing protein 2-like. The transcript is spliced from 10 exons. The coding region runs from base 158 to 1264 and encodes 368 amino acids. Lineage: Eukaryota; Viridiplantae; Streptophyta; Magnoliopsida; Poales; Poaceae. The record is from RefSeq and is a predicted model, not a curated record. Gene Ontology annotation, molecular function: protein binding.